Vicia faba (fava bean) is the source of this 1953-nucleotide messenger RNA. The record is from the annotation of a GenBank genome assembly. Lineage: Eukaryota; Viridiplantae; Streptophyta; Magnoliopsida; Fabales; Fabaceae.
AUGGCCUUCUCUCCUCUACUUACUUCUUUGGAUGCCUUGUCAUUUGAAGAAAGCAAUAACAAUGACAAGAGACAGAAAAUUGAAAAUCUCCUUGAAGCUAAAAGCUUAAUUUUUGCAGAACCUUGGUACAAGACUGUUAAUAGUUUGCAUCUAUGGAAUGCUUCUUUAAUUGAUGUUAUAUUAAUCUCCAGUCCAAUGGGUAUUAUGGGGUUGCCCUUUCUUACUCGGAGGAAGGGUUUCUCAGCUAAGAUCUAUGUAACACUAGCAUCAGCAAGAUUAGGCCAGUUAAUGAUGGAAGAUCUUGUAUCAAUGCAUGCGGAAUUUAGGCAGUUUUACGGAUCGAAGGAGUCUAAUUUCCCUCCAUGGCUGAGGCAGGAAGAACUUGAAAUACUUCCCUCUGUAUUAAAAGAGAUAUUGGCAGGAAAAGAUGGAGUGGAGUUGGGUGGUUGGAUGCCCAUGUACAGUGCAGCUGAUGUGAAGGAUUGUAUGCUAAAGAUCAACUCACUUAAUUAUGCCCAGGAAGUAUGCUACAACGGUACAGUGGUUAUAAAAGCAUUCAGCUCUGGUGUAGAAAUAGGGAGUUGUAAUUGGAUUCUAAAUGGUCCAAAGGGAGAUAUUGCUUAUCUUUCAAGCUCCUGCUUCUUUUCUGCGCAUGCAAUGGCUUUUGAUUACCGCAGUCUACAAGGGACUUCUGCAUUAAUUUAUUCAGAUUUCUCAUCCUUGAGUGAUACACAAGAUAUUGAAGAUGGUGAUAAUUACACUGAUCCAACUUCUGAUAAUUUAUUACCGCCGAGUUUUCAAGAUUCAGAUGGAUUCAACCUUAACUCUGAUGAAGAUUUAGAAGAAAAGGAAAAACUAGUGUUCAUAUGCUCAUGUGCUAUAGAGUGUGUCAAAGAUGGUGGUUCGGUUCUUAUUCCUAUUAAUCGACUUGGAACUAUUUUGCAGCUUUUGGAGGAAAUGACUACAUUACUCGAAGCUUCAGCUAUGGAGGUUCCAGUUUACAUAAUUUCUUCAGUGGCUGAAGAAUUACUCACAUGGCUUAACAUCAUACCAGAGUGGCUUUGUAAACAGCGGCAAGAAAGAUUAUUUUCGGGGGAACUAUUAUUUGCGCAUGUCAAGCUCCUAAAAGAGAAAAAGAUUCAUGUGGUUCCGAAUAUUCAUUCACAUGAACUUUUAAAGAAUUGGCAAGAACCCUGCAUUGUAUUUUGUCCUCACUGGAGUCUUCGUAUGGGUCCAGUUGUUCAUCUGCUUCGAAGAUGGUGUGGCGAUCCAAAAUCUUUGCUUAUCCUUGAGGAUAUGGUGAAUCCUGAGCUAGCACUGUUACCUUUCAAGCCAGUUGCAAUGAAGGUUCUUCAAUGUCUGUUUCCCUCUGGAAUAGGGUUGCAGAAAGUUCAACCCUUACUCAAGACAUUGCAACCAAAGACUGUUCUGUUCCCUGAAGAUUUGAGAUUGAAAACAAAUUUCUCAUGUGAAAAGUCUUUCUUAGUUUUGUAUUAUACCGAAACCGAAACUCUAAAAGUGUCACGUCAAAAGGACAGUUCAGAGAUAAAAAUUGCGGCUGAUUUGGCUUCCCAGUUUUAUUGGAAAACCUUUAAAAAGGAAGGAAUCAAUGUCACAAGAUUAAAGGGGAAGCUAUUAAUGGAAAAUGGUAGACACCACUUGUUCUUAGAUAAUGACAAAAAAGCUUCGUCAAGAAAUAGUUCUUUGUUACGUUGUGGUUUAGUAGAUUCGAAUAAAUUACUCGCUGCAUUAUCGAAAAUGGGAAUUAAUGCUUCUAUGGAACAUGGUACGGAUGAUGCUGGACCAACAAAUGUUCGUAUAGUUCAUACAGAGGAACCAUACAAAGCUUUGAUAGAGAUUGGAAAUACCAGUACAGCUAUUACUACCGUCGAUGACAAUGUCGCGUCCAUUCUUUUUAAAGCUAUAGACAACAUUUUGGACGAGGUCUGCUAG